AAAAUAUGUUUUUUUUUCAAUUUAUAUUCAACACAGAGAAAUACAGUGUAUUCUCAUUCGAAUUAUUUUAAGACCACUAUAUUGUAAAUAUGGACUUUUAGUUUUGAACACUGAAGGCUGUCCAGAAAUGUGAGAGUAGUCCAAUUGAUUGUGAAGUGAUGAUGUUUCGACGAUUAUUAUUACCGUCUGCCAAGACUUACACUCUUUGGAAACACUCUUCAAAGAGUCAUGAAACCAACUUGAAAACUGCUGUAUAUCAUUUGAGCUCAUUUGUAUCCAGCAAUUCGAAGAAAGCCUUAAACAACGAAAGCAACCUUGACUCCUUUUUUGUUGGAACUUGGAAACGUUAUAGCUUUUAUUUUCAGAAACAAAGAGACUUUAAUUGUGUGCAGCCAGAUUUAUUUUCUGAAAAUAGAAAAUUUGUUUAUGGCAGAUUGGAAAGUAUGCGCCAUUUUUCAGAACAGAUAGGCUCUGAUAAGCCUUCAAGAUUUGCUACUGGAAGUUCAUUAGGAAGCUCAAGUUCUGCGGCAGAUUCCAAGAUUGACUGGAGAGUCAGAGUAAGAAGAGCUCAGAGAAAAAGAUUGUAUUAUCUCGUAGGAGGCAUGGCAGUCUUCGCGACACUUGUAUAUUCGGCCUUGUUUGCUUUUGAGGAUCGUUUAAUGUAUUUUCUUACUCCAACACAGACUUUGGCAAAAGUAGCAACACUUCGACCAGAGAGUCGUUUUCGUUUAGGUGGUGUGGUCGUAAAUGGUUCUUUUAUGUUGAAUGAAAAGGAAAAGUUCGCAGAGUUCGUUGUGACUGACUUGGAGAAUGAAAUUCCUGUUCUCUUCAAGGGCGAUACUUUUCCGGACCUCUUUGGAGAAGGCAAGUCAGUGGUUGCAGAAGGGUAUCUUCGAGACGGAAUAUUUUAUGCAGAUAAAAUUCUGGCAAAGCAUGACGAAUAUUAUAUUCCAAAAAGUGUACAAGAGUCUAUAAAUCGAAAUCCUGUGAGUGUCUAUGGUGCACUAAAGAGUGCCAAUGUUGGUUCGAGAAACUACUGAAAUAAAGAAGCUUGAAACUGU
Galdieria sulphuraria is the source of this 1061-nucleotide messenger RNA. Its product is annotated as cytochrome c-type biogenesis protein CcmE. The record is from RefSeq and is a predicted model, not a curated record. Lineage: Eukaryota; Rhodophyta; Bangiophyceae; Galdieriales; Galdieriaceae. Gene Ontology annotation, molecular function: heme binding. Gene Ontology annotation, biological process: cytochrome complex assembly; protein-heme linkage. Bases 159 to 1040 code for a protein of 293 amino acids. The transcript has a single exon. Gene Ontology annotation, cellular component: plasma membrane.